Messenger RNA from Theobroma umbraticum, 1606 nucleotides. RefSeq names its product serine carboxypeptidase-like 45. Gene Ontology annotation, cellular component: vacuole. NCBI's taxonomy places the organism in Eukaryota, Viridiplantae, Streptophyta, Magnoliopsida, Malvales, Malvaceae. Gene Ontology annotation, molecular function: serine-type carboxypeptidase activity. The record is from RefSeq and is a predicted model, not a curated record. Gene Ontology annotation, biological process: proteolysis.
UCUCCAUCAUCUCAAGCAACAGUGCUCUCUGUCUCACCCUUUCUGAUUUCUGUCAAACAUGAAAUCUGGGAAAUGGAUAGCCUUUGUUGCUCUUAUUCACGCAUGUUUGACGGCUGUAGAAUCACUCCCCAAAGCUGAUAAAAUUGUAGCUUUGCCUGGCCAACCCAGAGUCACUUUCCAACACUUCUCUGGCUACCUCACCGUCGAUGAGAAGCAGAAGAGAGCUCUGUUUUACUACUUUGUUGAGGCCGAAACUAUGCCUGCGUCAAAGCCACUUGUUCUAUGGCUAAAUGGAGGGCCUGGUUGUUCGUCUAUUGGAGCAGGAGCUUUCACCGAACAUGGCCCCUUUAAGCCAAAUGGAGAGGCUUUGGAAAAGAAUAAGUACAGUUGGAAUAAAGAAGCUAAUAUGCUAUACUUGGAGUCACCCGCAGGCGUCGGCUUCUCUUAUUCUGCCAAUAACUCAUUUUACUCUAAUUUAAACGAUGAAGUGGCAGCAAGAGAUAAUCUCGUUUUCCUGGAGCGGUGGUUUGUCAAGUUCCCUGAGUACAAGAAUAGAGAUUUCUACAUCACAGGAGAAAGUUAUGCAGGUCACUAUGUACCACAACUUGCACAACUCAUUAUUCACUCCAAUCUGAAGCUGAAUCUUAAAGGGAUAGCUAUAGGGAAUCCCCUUCUUGAAUUCGCUACAGAUAUGAACUCAGUGGAUCAAUAUUAUUGGUCUCAUGGUUUGAUAUCAGAUUCAGCUUAUGAGCUUCUCACUUCAUUUUGUAACUCUUCUCGGCUCAUGAGAGAGGUUAUUAGAAGGUCGAUUUCAUCUGACUGUAUGUCUGUAUAUAGUGAAGUUUCAACAGAAAUUACUAAGUCUAUCGACCAAUAUGAUGUCAUUGCCGAUGUUUGCCUAUCGUCUGGCCAGUCACCAAUGGCAAUACUCAGUCACUCCCUGUUGUCAGGACCUCAACAUUCACCACAAGCAGAUGGCCUCAGUCAACAGCAAGUUAGUGUGAAAGUAGACCCCUGUAUACAAGACGAAACAACCAAGUACUUGAACAGGAAAGAUGUGCAGAAAGCCCUACACGCACAACUUGUUGGAACCACCAGCUGGAACUUAUGUAACAAGUUUGUGCAAUAUAUGGCCAACCUAGAGACGCCAACAAUUCAUAUUGUUGGCUCUAUAGUAAAGUCUGGUAUCCCAGUCAUGGUUUACAGUGGAGAUCAGGAUUCUGUUAUCCCAUUUAUUGGCACCAGAAUAUUAGUGUAUAAGCUAGCGAAAGUAUUGGGACUUAACACAACUGUGCCUUACCGACCUUGGUUUGAGGGAAAACAAGUUGGUGGUUGGACACAAGUUUAUGGUGAUAUCUUGUCCUUCGCCACCAUCAGAGGAGCUUCGCACACAGCUCCAGCUUCACAACCAGAGCGAUCAUUGGCGUUGUUCAAGGCAGUUCUAGCUGGGAAACCACUACCAGGAGCUUGAGCAGGCCUAGUAUUCUAUAAAUGCUAAUAUUAGCAGGCAAUUUUUCUAUUUUGAUUUUUCCUGUUGGUAUAUAUAUGAACCAAAUUGAAGUGUGAGAUAAUCAAAACUCAUAAAAGAAGAGCUCUAUCUGUUUUA